GAGUAUAGAUCCUUUCCCAUGUAUCCCAUAUUCCCAUUCCCCUCUUUCUACCCUUGGUGCCUUGGUGGUUUUGGUAGUCACUAAAAGUCUGAAAAUAGGUUCAUCAAUACAAAUUACCAACCUCCCUCUUCUCCCUCUAACUCUUUGCAAAACUCUACCCUUUUCUCUCCCUUCUCCUAAAGUCUUACCCUUCUACAAUUCAUCAAAUUAACUCCCUUUAUUAAUUUCUAAUCAUCUAAGAUUAACUGAAAUUAAUUGUUGAUUAAAAGGGGAAAGGGGCAAUAACAAUGGUGGUUGCCUCAAGUGGAAACACUUUCGCUAAAGAGGUCUCUAUUCGCAGGAGAAUCAUCAGCAUAUUUAAUAAGAGAGAAGAAGAUUUUCCAUCCUUGAAGGAGUACAAUGAUUACCUUGAGGAAGUGGAGGAUAUGACAUGCAACUUAAUUGAAGGAAUAGAUGUUCCUGCCAUUGAAGCUAAAAUAGCCCAGUAUGAGCGAGACAAUUCUGAGCAGAUAAUGAAUGCUCGAGCUCGUAAGGCAGAGGAGCUAGCGGCAGCUCUGGCAGCCAGCAAGGGACUUGCGCAAGUUGAUGCUGAUGUGGCCACAGAACAGAACCCACAAGCAGGGAUAUCUACCACAGCGCAAGGGUAUGCACCUGCAGUUGCAGGAGGGGCAUUUAUGCAACCAAGACCGAUGGGAAUGGCCCCACAACCGAUACCCCUUGGGGGCCCCGAUCUUGAUGAUGAAGAAAUGAUGAAGCUGCGAGCUGAAAAGGGUGGACGUGCAGGAGGUUGGACUCCGGAACUUGGCCGGAAAAGGGCACUUGAAGAAGCUUUUGGGAGCCUUUGGAUUUGAGGUUUUCAAAUGCAUCAUGUUUGCCAUGUUGUCGAUCAUUCAAAUGUGGAUUUUGAAGCUCUAUAUGUAAACUUACAGCUUGAUUGUCGGCUCGCAACUUCGUGCCAAAAAAACAAAUAAUAGAGAGAUUAGAAAUAUGAAUGUGUGUAAUUUAUGUCUUAUGACGAUUUUUACAUACCAUGAGAAUAUGAAUAGUCUAUCAUCCCUUUUUUCACCCUUA
This is a messenger RNA of Chenopodium quinoa (quinoa), 1071 nucleotides long. RefSeq names its product RNA polymerase II transcription factor B subunit 3-like. Gene Ontology annotation, biological process: regulation of transcription by RNA polymerase II; regulation of cyclin-dependent protein serine/threonine kinase activity; DNA repair. Lineage: Eukaryota; Viridiplantae; Streptophyta; Magnoliopsida; Caryophyllales; Amaranthaceae. Bases 288 to 851 code for a protein of 187 amino acids. Gene Ontology annotation, cellular component: transcription factor TFIIH holo complex. The record is from RefSeq and is a predicted model, not a curated record. The transcript has 5 exons.